AUGCCAAAUGCUUGCAAAAGGAAUGGAUAUGUGCCAAUAAAUAUAAUUAUUAAUGGCAUUUGUGCACAUACCAAGGUUCAUAUUUUAGUCGCUCGAGCCUUUAUUCCUAAUCCGAAAAAUAAGCCUUAUGUUAACCACAUUAAUGACAUCAAAUAUGAUAAUCGAGCAGAUAAUUUGGAAUGGGUAACUCCUAAAGAGAAUGCUGAGCGUAAGGUAUUCCCAAACCGUAGUCGUGGUAGAUCCAGAAAAAUUGUUCAGAAAACUUUGGAUGGAAACCGAAAUAUUGCUGGUGGUUGGCGUUGGAUGUAUUAUGAGGAUUAUAUAGAACAAGACCCUAAUGAAGAGUGGAAAGAAAUAGAGAAGGCAAAGAAUAUUGACGGUGACUCUACUAACAAUAAUGCAUCCAAUCUCGAAUGGUGUACCCCGAAAGAAAACUCCCAGCAUGCUGUACAUCUCGGCCUUUGGGGCAACGGUCGUCGACGUGCUGACAAACAGAUUUUCGAUGAUGGCUCUACUCAAGAAGUUCUAUCCAUAUCUGAAGCACAACGUAUAACUGGAAUUGAUGGAUCAUAUAUUGAAAAGUUUGCAAAAGACGUAAAGGUCAUGCUGGUGGAUAUCGUUGGGGGUAUGUAG
This is a messenger RNA of Ambispora leptoticha, 633 nucleotides long. Lineage: Eukaryota; Fungi; Glomeromycota; Glomeromycetes; Archaeosporales; Ambisporaceae. The record is from the annotation of a GenBank genome assembly.